Molecule: messenger RNA, 995 nt
Organism: Serpula lacrymans var. lacrymans S7.9
Lineage: Eukaryota; Fungi; Basidiomycota; Agaricomycetes; Boletales; Serpulaceae
Exons: 6
Coding region: 19-846 (275 amino acids)
Biological process (GO): dephosphorylation
Molecular function (GO): phosphoprotein phosphatase activity
Source: RefSeq, a predicted model, not a curated record
AAAGCAUCCGAAAUAAAUAUGGCCGCACAUUCAAAAGAGUCUCUCCAGAAAAUACUCUCGUCUCCUCCCUUCGUGGUCGUUGACGGCGUCAUCAACAUCCGUGAUAUUGGCGGUUGUGCAACCUCUACUACUCCUGGUCAUGUUGUCAAAUCAGGACUUAUAUUCCGUUCAGGUGAACCAUCUAGAAUCACAGAAGAAGGAAAGAAUCAGCUGCGAGCUCUAGGGAUUCACAAGAUAUAUGAUAUGCGCUCGGACCACGAGAUCAAAAACUACAAAGCAGCUUCUCUCGAUAUUGAAGGCAUUGAGUGUAUUAGAGUCCCGAUCGUACCUAAGGAAUUGAAUGAUCCAGUUUUACUAGUACAAGGACUCCAGUCAUAUGCUACCGACGAGUUGAAGACAUUCCUUUCUUCUUAUGACGAAGGUCUCGAGAAAGGGUGCUCCGCAUUUGAGCAGAUUGUAAUACACCUGCGAGAUGAGCCUGCCAAGGCUUGUCUAUUCCACUGCACAGCUGGGAAGGAUCGAACAGGAGUUCUUGCUGCUCUCAUUCUCAUGAUUCUAGGGGUCAGCGAUGAAGAUAUAUCUACUGACUAUUCUUUGACUACCACCGGUCUCGAACCUGCUCUUCCCAUGCUGGCAGCUCGGUUCGAGAAUUUACCCAUUUUUCGUGAUAAUUGGCAGGGUACACUGAACAUGGGGAGUUCCAGAUAUGAGACGAUGAUGGCGUUUGUUGAUCUGGUUCGCAAGAAGUAUGGCAGCGCCGAGGGAUACUUCAAGAGAUAUACAACUUUAGUAGAUGAAGAUUUUGAAACGCUCCGUCGCAACCUUAUCGUACCCAAGGCAGACUAAAUAGUACCACCAUCUUUCAUCAGAAGGGGUAGCAGCAAGUUGCUAUCUGACUGUGGAACUACAUGAGUAUUUUGGGAUUGAUUUAUUCGAAGGCGAUAAAUUUUGUUCGGUUCGCUGCAUAUACGUAAAUACCUCAUCUUUCUUUAUUU